Molecule: messenger RNA, 658 nt
Organism: Eimeria tenella
Lineage: Eukaryota; Apicomplexa; Conoidasida; Eucoccidiorida; Eimeriidae
Product: microtubule-binding protein, putative
Exons: 3
Source: RefSeq, a predicted model, not a curated record
GCACAAGACGACGGUGACUCUCUUUGCUGCUCGCCUGGCCCACAUUCGCCAGCGCUUAGCAGCAGACUCAAAAGCUGUCAGCAAAUUGGGAGACCUUUUCACUGCGAGAGCAGCAGCAGCAGUGGACCUCGUCAACAACCAGUUCGGUCCGUUUGAGGCGAAGCUGCGGGAGUUGGAGAAGACGGUGGACUCGCUGCUGGCGGAGGGCAGCGGGCCGGUGUCUGUGCUGCUGUCGCGGUACCGGGGGGAGCUGCGUGCUGCUGCUGCUGCUGCGCUGCAGCAGGCGGACGCAGCAGUGGAGGGCGUGCUGCAGCAAGUUGCUGCCAGCAGCCAGCAGGUGGACCUGCUGCUGCAGCUGGCGGAAGAGGGCCGCGCAUGCACUGCAGCAGAACUGUCUCGGUCUCGAGAAGUGCUGGGGGAAAGUCUGCAGCUGUUCAAGCUGCUGGCGCGGCAGCAGCUGCUGCUGCUGUCGCAGCAGCAGCAGCAAAGCGCGCUGCAGGAAGCAGAAUCGUUCGUGGAAAAGCUGCAAGACAUGCACCUGAAGGAGCACGUGCUGCAGACAACAGUGGACAGGUUUUCCCGGGAAAUUGAAGACUACAAACGCCGCAAAAAACUCAAAAGAGGCCCCAGUCCGUCUGCAGCGUUUUGGUCCACUUAA